Molecule: messenger RNA, 1896 nt
Organism: Pleurotus ostreatus (oyster mushroom)
Lineage: Eukaryota; Fungi; Basidiomycota; Agaricomycetes; Agaricales; Pleurotaceae
Exons: 9
Coding region: 1-1896 (631 amino acids)
Biological process (GO): mRNA splicing, via spliceosome
Cellular component (GO): U4/U6 x U5 tri-snRNP complex
Source: RefSeq, a predicted model, not a curated record
AUGAGCGAUAGGAAACGCGCCUUUGAAGGCGCCGUCGAGGCGUCAAACAAAAAAGCUAAAAGCGACGUAAGUGUGAUUUCCCGUCUGCCUGAAGGUGAAUAUGCCUGUUCCAACUAUGUUCUGACUAUCUCUAUAACCUUCUUGUACCACCAGAGCGCCUCCGAUGGAAUGGAUUCAGUUAAAUCGAAAGAAGCUAUCAUAGCCCAGAAGAGGGCUGAAAUUGCGGCGAAGAUCGCUGCUAUGAAGAGUAAAGCUUCAGGUGCUGCUUUGCCAGCACCCUCAAAGCCUGCGACGCCUGCCCUCGCAACGCCACCCUCGGGAGUAUCAACUCCAGGUACACCGGGAACGCCUGGAGUGUCGGAUGACUUGUCUCGUCGAGUGGCAGAGGCCAAACGGCGUGUUGCCGAUGCACAGACGAAGCUGGCUGUCAAGGAUAACCCGUAUAUGACCAUCCCCCAGAUAAAGAAGAAUAAGCCGGUAGAGACAGCCCAGCAAGGCGCCGGCCUCAAGAUGGCCGCGCACCCUCUUCUCUUGGAUACGACGCCCGCCGCACCGCAGACGAAGAAGGAUCGGUACAAGCCGAUGCAGCCCAAAUUUGCUUCCAUCAAGGCCAACGUGCGUAAUGCGCCGACGCCUCCCCCACCCCCUCCUCCGGUGGCUGUCCCCACCACGUCUAAUCCAUACGCCGUCGCCGCCGCGUCUACGAAGGACACUGGGUUUGAUGGCGCACCGAAGGAACGGAUGGGCCGCAACUUCCGGUUUAAUCCCAAGGGCAAGUACGUGCAACUGGGCAACCAAAUGAGGCAGGAUCAGCAACUCGAGGCGCUGAAGCAAAGGAUUGCGGAGAGUGCGCGGAAAGCUGGUUUGGACUCUGAGUUUGAUACCCUUGAGAAGAACAUACGGCGCCCUCCACCGCCAGAGGCCGAAUGGUGGGAUGCGACGCUACUGCCGGACAAGACCUACAACGACCUUACAUACGGGUUCUCCUAUCUAUACAUCCAUACGGACGACUCCCCAAUAUCGCUGUACAUCCAGCACCCGAUACCGAUACCCGCGCCUGGUGACAAGAACAAGCUGGAGCUCAAGCCGUUGAUGCUCACCAAAAAAGAGCAAAAGAAAAUGCGGAAGAGACGGCGUGCAGCUGAAUUGCAGGAUAAGAGAGACCGGAUCCGUAUGGGUCUCAUCCCCCCUGAUCCACCUAAAGUUCGCCUUGCCAACAUUAUGAAGGUGUUGACGUCAGAUGCUGUCCAAGACCCGACGCGCGUGGAGGCUCGGGUGCGGCGUGAGGUGGCGAUCCGUAAACACGGCCACGAGAAGAUGAACGCCGAGCGCAAGCUGACUGAUGAGCAACGACGCGAAAAGGUUGAGAAUAAAAAGCUGGAAGAGGAGAAGAAGGGCAUUUAUGGUGCUGUCUUCAAGAUCAAGACACUUUCUGACCCCGCGCAUCAAUUCAAAGUGCGCAAGAAUGCAGAGCAGAUGAGCCUGACGGGCGUGUGCAUCUUCAAUCCGGCCUGCAGCAUGGUAUAUGUUGAAGGCGCGGCGAAGUUCAUCAAGCAGUACAAGCGGUUGAUGAUGCAUCGUAUCGCCUGGACCGAGUCCGCGCGUCCCAGAGGUGGCGAGGAUGUUGAGAUCGACGAUGGGGGAUCGGAUGCGGAGGGGCAAGAGAAGGGGAAGGGGAAGGCGGCCAGCGAGGACCGCGAACGGGAUGGCGUCUCGCUGGAGGAGAAUAAGUGCUGGCUUGUCUGGGAAGGCCAGCUGAGGGACCGAGCGUUCAACAACUUCAAGCCGAAGAGCUGUCCCACUGACGGAGCGGCUAGGGAGGUGCUCGGCGAUAGAUUGAAGGGGUACUGGGACCAGGCGAAGAACUGGAAGCCCGAUGAAGAAGAGUUGUACUAG